AUGAUUUUAACUUACUGUAUUUAUACAAAUGUGUAUAGUGUUUCCAUGGCAACCUAUUUAAAAGGGAGUUACUUUCUCCAGGGUUUUGUCUGGACUGCCGUCAACAAUGGCGAAAGAUAGAGAAGAUCGUAAGAAGGAGAAGCGAGAGAAAAAGGAGAAGAAAGAGAAAAAGGAGAGAAAGCGCCGCGAGGCUGAAGAACUCGCGGUGAGGGAGAAGAAGAUCUCUAAGAAGCACAAAUCCAAAUCCAAAGCGGCCGAGAAACCCGAGAAGAAACCAAAGAAGAAGUCCAAGAAACUCCAAGUCGUCGAAGAGAAACCACUCAAGAAGUCGAAGAAACACAAGAAACCAACUGAAUCCGAAUCCGAAUCCGAAUCCGAAGAGACUGUAACCGUCCCUCCCGAUGAUUCUCAUCCAAUUAAGAUCCCUACCAACGAGUCCGAUUCUGACUCCGAGUUCGACAAGGAAGACCUCAAGCACCUCCUCGAAACCUACACCAAGGAAGAGCUCGUCAACCUCAUCCACAAAACCGCCGAAAAGGGCUCCCGCCUCAUCUCCGCCGUCCUCGAGUCCGCGGAGCUAGACAGCUCCAAGCGGAACAUCUUCGUCCGCGGCCUCGGGUGGGACACGACGCACGAGACUCUCAAGGCGGCCUUCGAGGUCUACGGGGAGAUCGAGGAGUGCUCCGUCGUGAUGGACAAGGACACGGGGAGAGCCAAAGGCUACGGCUUCGUCAUGUUCAAGACGCGUAAAGGGUGCAGGGAGGCGCUGAGGAAUCCCGAGAAGAGGAUGUUUAACCGAACCGUGAGCUGUAACUUAGCCGCGGCUAAACCGGCUGGCGCUGGGAAGGCGAGGGAGCCGGUUGAGUCGGUUAAGAUUGAUUUGACUCAGAGUGAGGUGGUUUUGCCAGGGCCUCCGCCGGGUUUGGAUUUGGGUUAUGGUCUCGAUAAGGGACACAAGAAUGUGCCGCAGAUGUAUGGGGGACAGAACAUGCCCUUUUACGGACAUGGUCACGCUCCUCCUGGUUUUAAUCCAAUGUAUUUCAUGGGUAAUCAGAUGGGUCCGGGUGUACCGAACUUUCCUAUGUUUGGGCCUGGUAUGAUGAACCAUGGGCCGCUGAACCAUAUGGGGAUGGCGGGGCAGUAUGGUGGUGAGGGUAAUGGUGUUGGUCCUGGUUUUGAUGGUGAACGUGCUUGGUAUCUCAGAUAAAGAUAUUUAAUGCUGUCUUCUUGUUUGAUUAGAUUUUUAAUGACUAGUCUGGUUGCUGCCUUUCUGUAGGAAGAUAGUUUGCGAAUUGCCGGAGUUGUUUUGCGUUUCUUUAUCUUCUACAUUAUGGUUUUGAAGU
This is a messenger RNA of Brassica rapa (field mustard), 1343 nucleotides long. RefSeq names its product UBP1-associated proteins 1B. Gene Ontology annotation, cellular component: nucleus. The record is from RefSeq and is a predicted model, not a curated record. Gene Ontology annotation, molecular function: RNA binding. Lineage: Eukaryota; Viridiplantae; Streptophyta; Magnoliopsida; Brassicales; Brassicaceae.